UGGAGAUUGAGUAAUGUCGACUGCCUAAUAAGAAACUAGCGCUUCGUUAGUCUGUUAGGUGUUUUAAUAGUGUUUUAGCUGCGAAGUUUGGUUUUUCGGAUGCUAUAAUGAAGUUUUGUAACUAAUAAACAAAAUUAUUUAGAAUGCAUGGUUUCUUAAAAAUAGCAUCCAAGCAUCAAUAAGUUGAUCCAGUUUGUACGUAACAUCAGGCAAUUAUGUUGACGCAUCCGAAUACAUAUGUUUCUCAUUAAAUGGAUAACCCACUUCGUCCAUUAUGCUUACACUUUUAGUUAAAUAUGUGCAGUUUAAAAGCAAACAAAUUAUAUCAAUUAACAUUUAUAUAUAUAUUUAUAGUUACAGCAAAUGAAUACUUAAUAUGAGUAUGUCCACUUACACUCCCUAUGCAUACAGUCGUCUAUUUUCUGUGAUACAUUUAUAAUCCUUUCAAUUGAAUGCUAAAGCGCAAAGCUGUAAGGCGUUGUUCUGCACAGUAUUAUGUGACCGCUGAAGAUCAUGUGAAGAACGAAGUAAAACAUGAAAAGCUUUUAACUGAAACUUCUCGAUUAUCAUCUUCAUGGGCUGGUCUAAGUGUUUCAUGUAGUGAAUCUAGUGAUAGAGAUUGUUCGUCGUCUUCUACAUCUGUGAAUAGCAGCCCUAAUCAUCGCCCAAGUUCUUUUAGUGGACCUUUGGUAAUUUCUGUCACUUGUUCCUAUCCUAUCUGUCCCGGGAUUAACAGCUGUGGUCCUUCCGUUACCUCUGGUCCUAGCAAGGAAGUUCUUUCGAGUCCUCGUCUUUCUCGACCAUCCUCUUGCUAUCCAUCACCGGUCGCAUCUCCUGUUUCUUCACGCGUCCAGUGUUACUCUCCUUCUUUACCAACUUCAACUGUUUCUCCCAAUCCCCGUCGUUUUAGCAAUACCGGUGGUGCAAGCCCUUUGCUUGUUUCAGCUGCGCUUGGACGUAAACGAGGUUAUUUGUCUUGUGUUUCUGGGGGUGGGGGUUCUAGCGAUGAUGCUAGUCGUGAGGGAUCACCAGAAUCUUCAUGCUGUCAUAGAAAUAACAAAUCUACUUGUCAAAAUGAUGUCCGAAUACACAGCAGUGGAACAAACUCAUAUACUGAAUUCCCCUAUUUCCGUUGGCCACCGAUUUUACCUGUAGUAUCAAGUCCUUCGAGCCCAUCAUGCCAACUUUUUUCUGUAACUACAAACUCCAGUAGCCCACCUUCUAAUAUUAUGCGCCCAUCUUCUGUUUCUCAUUCUCCAGUACCGUCGGGCAUCGUUUCAUGUACGCGCUCUCCAAGCAACAAUCCCUCUAAUGCAUUAAGUACAACAGAGAUUACAAAUUCUAUGAUGGACCUAGAUGUUAAAAAGUGUUCCACUACAAAUCAGUCACAUGGAUAGUAAUUAUCUCUUCACAUCUUACUGUCUUAAAUUGUAAUAAGUACUCAGAAUAUCCCCUUCAUAGGUAUCAAACGUCUUAGUGUAUAUCUAAAUCAUCGCCUUCUUGAAACUUGUAUCUACCUCUAGGGCUUUUAUUUCUAUUUUUUUUGAAUUCUUCAUAAUUCACGACUUCUUGCUUUUCUUCUAAUUCAUUUUCACUAAAUAUUAUACUGAUACUUUGUAUAGUUCAGCUCGAAAUUUUUCUCUAUCCCGAUGGUCAAUCACUUUUAGUAUUUAUGUUUAUAUUAUGGCAUAUGGUAAAUUUUUAUAACCAGUGACUAACUAACGCUUAAAAAAUUUCUAUUUUUUCAAAACUUUUAGUUUUUUUUGUGACUAGUUUAUUAUUACUGAACGUUGAUAAAUAUCGGUUUGAUAGUUGAAUAUUUACCUUUUUUGAUACUACUCAUUAGAACGAUCAUAUUGAUUAAAAAUUUCACACAUUGUGUUUAUUUGAUUUAGCAUAGAUUAGUGGAGGAAGUAUUGCAUAAUGUAAAUGUAACUUAAACACAAAUUGUAGUGUUUUCAUUGAUGAACUUGGUGUAUUUCGUUGUAAUAUACGGUACACGCGCUUUCAAAUUAUCUCUUCAUAGUCCUCUCUUUCAAAAGCAG
Messenger RNA from Schistosoma turkestanicum, 2045 nucleotides. Lineage: Eukaryota; Metazoa; Platyhelminthes; Trematoda; Strigeidida; Schistosomatidae. The record is from the annotation of a GenBank genome assembly.